This is a messenger RNA of Platichthys flesus (European flounder), 1837 nucleotides long. It is a transcript of the gene marchf11, whose product is annotated as membrane-associated ring finger (C3HC4) 11. Bases 354 to 1391 code for a protein of 345 amino acids. The record is from RefSeq and is a predicted model, not a curated record. NCBI's taxonomy places the organism in Eukaryota, Metazoa, Chordata, Actinopteri, Pleuronectiformes, Pleuronectidae. Gene Ontology annotation, biological process: protein ubiquitination. Gene Ontology annotation, molecular function: ubiquitin-protein transferase activity; zinc ion binding. The transcript is spliced from 4 exons.
UUCGUGUUGUUGUGUGUUGUGUGUUGCGUGUUGUGUAGCUGUCAGCUUGGACCAAAGAGGCGGAGGCAGAGGGGGAGGAAAGGGAAGAGGGAGACGGGAAUCCGGAGCUUCAGGUCGGGUUGAUUCCCGCUGCGAUGCCUGGACGCUGCUGCUCGGAAACGCUCCCCGGGUCCCCGGAGCGGAGGAGGCGGGUUCAGCCGGCGGACGGGCCGCAGCACCGGCGGGGAUCUGGCUGCUGAUCCGCGGCUCGGCGUCCACGGAACGAAGGGGUCCGGGAUCAGGGAUCCGGGAUCUGCAUCACGGCUCGCAGGGCUGGAGGACAUCUAUGCAAUUUAAUUCCGACACUUGAGUUGAUGAUGAGCACCGAGGAGGGAGAGGCGAGGGGGGGCGCCGCCAUCACCCACCGCCACACCUGGGAGGAAGAACCGAGCGCCCCCCGAGGACGUCCGCAUCCCGGGGACGAGGACCAGGCGCAGCCGGCAGAGGAGCGAGAGGAGCGGGACGAAGGGGAGGACCGUCGGGAGGACUGUCAGGAGGACCGGGGCUGCGGGGACACGUUUGCGGGCGACCCGCAGGAAUCCAACCGGGGGGACUUCUCCAGCGAGGAUGGGGCGGUGGGGGGAGCAGCGUGCCAGACGCAGGCGAUGCACUCGAGCUGCAGCAGUGACACGUGCAUCCCGACCCCCAGCUGCCGCAUCUGCUUCCAAGGAGCCGAGCAGGGCGACUUGUUGAACCCGUGCCGGUGUGACGGCUCGGUCCGGUACACCCACCAGCACUGCCUGCUGAAGUGGAUCAGCGAGCGGGGGUGCUGGACCUGCGAGCUCUGCUGCUACCGCUUCCACGUCAUCGCCAUCAACAUGAAGAGGCCGUGGCAGUGGCAGUCCAUCACCAUCACCCUGGUGGAGAAGGUGCAGAUCAUUGCCGUGUUCCUGGGUUCCCUCUUCCUGGUGGCCAGCAUCUCCUGGCUGCUGUGGUCGGCUCUCAGCCCGGCGGCCGUGUGGCAGCGCCGGGACGUCCUCUUCCAGAUCUGCUACGGCAUGUACGGCUUCAUGGACCUGGUCUGCAUAGGCCUGAUUGUCCAUGAGGGGGCAGCAGUGUACAGCGUCUUCAUGCGCUGGCGAGCCGUGAACCUCCACUGGGACGUCCAGAGUUACGAUAAGGCGAAGGACUUGGAGGAGAUGAGCACGGGUCAUUCCUCAUUGGCCCCCAGGACGCUCUGGUUGCCCCUGGCCACCUUUGGGCCCGAUGGCCCCUUACACUCCACCCAGCUGGGGCCCCAGCCGUGGACCUGCCUCUGUUGGGCCCCAUUCUGCCCCGGCCUCGGGCCCCGGAACAACCUCAGCCAGGACGGUGACUCCGGAGAGGUCGUCAUCCGUGUCACAUCGGUGUAACGCCAGGUGAACAGACACCUGAUGGUUCCACUGGGUCGUGACAACUGGAGCUUUGCUGGGAUGUGUUUUCCACUUUCUUUGUGUUACCACAUGAAGUAUUAAAACAGUUUGCUCUGGGGCCGGUCCUCAAAACCAUCUCAACAGUUAAAUGAACCCACAUGUGGUUUAAUCCUUGUUAAAAAUAACACUCGUGGUUAUUGCAUGAAGCUGCACAUAGGAGGGACGCUGGUGAGGGGGAUGAGGACCUGUCAAUCACAUCUGAUGACGGUGCAUCCACGUGAGAGUUAUGAAUACUGUGCACGUAGCACUACAUCCCCUUAAAUCAACCUUUAGGUAUUUGGAAUUGGGUUGAUUCAUAGCAUCCAGUGCUCAUUCACAUGUCGUUGGGAUGAACAGAGCAUUAAAGCUGAUGUGGGCUCAGAAAAACAUCUUUAAAUAUCUUUGAA